AUGCAAUCUUUAUUCCUUGCCACAAUUGAUGACUAUGAACAAGCAAUAAACUCUCCCAUUGCCUCUGAGUUUAACUUUCCUAAUUUAAAUGAUUUUCGUACAAGGGAGUUAAAUGAUUUAAUUUCUAAAUUUCAUCAAAGACUUUAUGAAAAAGUUACAGAAGGAGGGUGUGAGGUUUCUUUUAGCAUACAAACAAAACAAAUUGGUUUUGAAAUGUGGUACUUUUUGUCAGUAAUAAUUCUUGAUAGAAAUUUUGUUCAAGAAACAUAUUUAGUUAAUGUAUCCAACUUUACACGAAUAACAAGUGAUUUAAUUUUGAAAAUCACAACGGAGAUAUUCCCAUCACUUCAUAGAGAUACUUUUGUAUCAAUUCAUGAACCAAAAACUGUAAAUACAGUUAUGAAAUUUAGUAGUGAUAGAUAUGUGGUUAUUGACAAUUGUAACAUUUUUGCUGCAAUCAACUUUACACUAUAUCAUAACCUUUCAUCAUUUUUUAAAGAACUUUUUGGUUUUGCUAAACAAAUAAACAACCAAAUAAAUUCUUCUAAACAGAAAUCACUUCUUCUUAAAGGAAUAGGAAAUGAAAAAAUAUUUACUAAGGAAAGUCAUGCGAUUAAAAGACUUAGAUUCACUCAUCCACAACUAUCAUUUAGAUUCAUUGAAUGGUGUAUUUUAAAUUAUUCUGAAAUUACCCAUCACGGUCAAAUUCAAAAUGAUGAACUUAUUGAAAAAAUGAAAUUAGUAUUUAACCAAGUUAAACCAAUAUACGAUAUUAUUAAUGUCCUUGAUGAUACAGUUUAUUUGGAUGAUUAUAUAUCCCAAUUAGAUAUUCUUAUAAAUACGCAAAUAGAAACAAUACAUAAUGAUGAACUAUCAAAAGAGUUGGUUGAAUGUUUUAAUAAAGCACGUAAAAUAUGGAUUUCAUUAAAAGAAGAAAAUAAAUCAUUUUAUGAUUGUGUUUUAUUCUUCUCUCCAUCAAAAAAAUGUUGUAUAAAAAAUCCAUUACAAUGUCCAUCUUUAAAAUGGAUGUUAGAUGUUGUUAGCAAAGAUGAAUUUAUGGCAUAUUAUAAUGAGCCAAUAACACAAACAGAUAGUUUAUCAUAUUGGAAACAUCAAGUUAAUUAUACUAAUUUAAGAAUAUAUUCCAGAAAAUAUAUUGGAAUUAAAGUUCAUUCGGGUUUACUUAAUCAACAGGAUAAACAAGAAUUUAUAAAACUUUAUAAGAGAGCUGUUAAAAAAAAUAACUCAAAAUUUAUUAUUGCUCAAUUGUUUGUUAUAAGGCAAAAUGCUUUAGAAUUACUUCAUAUACUUAAAAAUAAUGAAAUAUCAACCCAAAGAAGAAAAAUACCUGAUUCUAAUAACACAGAUGAUAACAAUCAAAUAAAUGACUUAAAUCAUAAAAUAAAAGAAGAAAAUCAAAUGAUUAAAGAAGAAGUAAGUGCUCUACCACCUCAAACUUCAAUAGAUGAACAAGCUACUUUGUUCUAUCCUCAUGAAAAUGAUAAUAACCUUUAUGGUUUUAGACAAAAUGUUGGACAAGAAGAUAAUGAUGUUGUUUUUGGAGAAAAUGAAACACAACAAAAUCAAAUAACACAAAAUAAUUCAAUCGAAUAUCUUGACCUUGAUGUAGAAGAACAAAAACCAAAGUCAAUACUUCCAAGGAAUAUACUUUUUAAUUAA
Messenger RNA from Entamoeba nuttalli P19, 1680 nucleotides. RefSeq lists its product as hypothetical. Lineage: Eukaryota; Evosea; Mastigamoebida; Endamoebidae. Bases 1 to 1680 code for a protein of 559 amino acids. The record is from RefSeq and is a predicted model, not a curated record. The transcript has a single exon.